Messenger RNA from Pogonomyrmex barbatus (red harvester ant), 2257 nucleotides. It is a transcript of the gene Sema1a, whose product is annotated as semaphorin 1a. NCBI's taxonomy places the organism in Eukaryota, Metazoa, Arthropoda, Insecta, Hymenoptera, Formicidae. Gene Ontology annotation, molecular function: chemorepellent activity; semaphorin receptor binding. Gene Ontology annotation, cellular component: plasma membrane. The record is from RefSeq and is a predicted model, not a curated record. Gene Ontology annotation, biological process: semaphorin-plexin signaling pathway; axon guidance; negative chemotaxis.
UUCCUCUGCUUUUCUUUUCCAGGUGCGGAGGAUGUGUUCAGGUUUACGGGAAACGAGACGCACACAGACUACUUUCGGCUGGUGCUCAGGGACGGGAACUAUCUUCUGGUCGGCGGAAGAAAUCUCGUGCACAAUCUCAGCCUCACCGACCUGACGGAGCAGCAGAGGCUGACCUGGUACUCGACGGAGAACGACGUGAAGAUGUGCGUCGUCAAGGGCACGCCCGAGGAGAACUGCCAAAAUUACAUUCGCAUCCUGGUGAAGACCGGGCCGAACAAUCUCUUCGUGUGCGCCACCAACGCCUUCAAGCCCAUGUGCCGCGAUUACACGGUGCACGCGGGCAACUACACGAUCGUGAAGGAGAAGGGCGGCCAGGCGAGAUGUCCGUACGAUCCGCAGCACAACAGCACCUUCGUCUACGUCGACGGUGAACUCUACACCGGCACGGUCGCCGAUUUCGCGGGCAUGGACCCAAUAAUCUACAGAGAGCCCCUGCAAACCGAGCAGUACGACUCGAUGAGUCUGAACGCACCGAACUUCGUGAGCUCCAUGUCCCAAGGAGACUUCGUCUACUUCUUCUUCAGGGAGACCGCUGUAGAAUAUAUCAAUUGCGGCAAGGCCGUCUACUCUCGCGUGGCGCGAGUCUGUAAAUACGAUCGGGGCGGACCGCAUCGUUUCCGUAACAGGUGGACGUCCUUCUUGAAGUCGCGUCUCAAUUGCUCCGUCACCGGAGACUUCCCAUUCUACUUUAACGAGAUACAGUCAACGACCGAGCUGAUAUCGGGUCAGUACGGCGGCACGUCCGCCCAGCUUAUUUACGGCACCUUCACAACGCCGGUGAACAGCAUAAGCGGUUCGGCGGUGUGCGCGUUCUCGUUGCAGGACAUCGCCGACACCUUCGCCGGUAAUUUCAAGGAGCAAAGCGCCCUGAACUCCAACUGGCUGCCGGUGCAGGAUACGAAGGUCCCGGACCCGCGACCCGGUCAAUGCACCAACGAUUCGCGUACACUGCCGGAUCUGACGCUCAACUUUAUCAACACGCACUCGCUGAUGGAUGAGUCGGUGCCGAGCUUUUUCGGCCAGCCGAUCGUUAUACGCACCAGUUUUCAUUACAGAUUCACUCAGAUCGCCGUGGAUCCUCAAGUGAAGACACCGGGCGGCAAAACCUACGACGUCCUUUUCAUCGGCACGGACAACGGCAAAGUGAUCAAGGCGGUGAACGCCGAGUCCGCCGAUUCUCAUCAGAAGGUCAGUCCAGUCGUGAUCGAGGAGAUACAGGCGUUCCCGCCGACCGUACCCGUUCGCGGCAUCAAGGUCGUCCGAGCCUCGCAGGCGGGCGACGGUCUCGAGGACGGCCGGUUGGUCGUCAUCGCCGACAGUCAGGUGCAGGCUCUGAGACUCCAUCGUUGCUAUAGCGACAGAAUACUGUCGUGCAGCGAGUGCGUGGCCCUGCAGGACCCGUACUGCGCCUGGGACAAGGUGGAGAACAAGUGCAGGGCGUUGGUCGGCCCGGCGGCGACGGACGCCAGCAGAUUCCUGCAGAGCGUCGCGACCGGCAUACACGCGUCCUGCCCGGCGAGCAAGAGCCUUAACAAGGAUGCCGGCAGCGUCGGCGCUAUUUCCGCUAAUCAGAACAAGUUCCCGCAAGACUCCAUACCGAAUAAGGACAGCCCGGGUGGUGAAAUCAUCAAUAUCAUGCAAGACGAGGAACAGGACAAUUCAGGUCCGGAAGUAUCCGCGGCCGACACACCUCCUCCACAGUACUCCGUGGAAACUCUGGUGAUGGCUGUGGUAGCGGGUGCAUUGGCCGCGUUAUUCGUUGGCUUCGUAGCCGGUUAUCUAUGCGGCAGAAAAUGCAGGAAAGACGAGGACGACAAUCUACCGUAUCCGGAUACGGAAUACGAAUAUUUCGAGCAACGCCAGAAUGUCAACAGUAAUGUUUGCCUAUCCACAUUCAGCAGGUUGGCACCUGAACCGAAGUUGCUGCCGCAGGAGGAGGUAACCUACGCGGAACCUGUACUGGUUCCGCAACCGCCGAAACUUCAGUCCCCGAAAGGUACCAUGAGGAAACCACCGCCAACGCCCACGGAAACCCUCUUUCAAUUCCCGGACGGUUACGGUUUUCGCGGGGGUCCUCGCGGCGACAACUUCGGCACCCUUCGCUCCCAUCAGGGGGACGCGUAUCGCCGCAACGACGGCUUUGCGACCACGCGCAGCGUCAAGAAGGUUUAUCUCUGAGAAACGAGCGAGGAGGGGG